AUGGUGAAACCCCAUAGGAGGGAUUGGAGCUCUAAGCUUGGAGAUGCACUAUGGGCCUACCAGAUGGCUUAUAAGACACCAAUCGGCAUGAGUCUGUUCCGGUUGGUCUACAGAAAGGCAUGCCACCUUCUGGAAGAAAUUCAGCAUAAGGCGUAUUGGGCCAUCAAGGAAUGUAAUUCAGGGUUAGGUGGAGUCGGAAUUGAUAGAAAAUUGCAAUUGGAGGAAUUAGAGUGCAUAAGAUUAGAGGCAUAUAAGAAUUCAAGAAUCUACAAGGAAAAGGUGAAGGCGGUGCAUGACCGGAAUAUCAAAAGAAGAAAGUUUAGAGUUGGAGAUCAAGUGCUUCUUUGUAGCACAAAUCCCUACACUUUCGUACUGAUGUACCAGCAAGUCUUAGUCAGGCAGAUCGAAAGGCUAUAUGUGAUCAAAGCCAUGGGCCGUGGUCAUUGA
Arachis duranensis is the source of this 447-nucleotide messenger RNA. RefSeq lists its product as uncharacterized. The record is from RefSeq and is a predicted model, not a curated record. The coding region runs from base 1 to 447 and encodes 148 amino acids. The transcript has 3 exons. Lineage: Eukaryota; Viridiplantae; Streptophyta; Magnoliopsida; Fabales; Fabaceae.